Chrysemys picta bellii (western painted turtle) is the source of this 2896-nucleotide messenger RNA. The record is from RefSeq and is a predicted model, not a curated record. Lineage: Eukaryota; Metazoa; Chordata; Testudines; Emydidae.
AUGGAGCUGCUGCUGUUUUCAGAUUUCCAGGCCAUCAUCCUGGAAAACCUCUUUGGGGCUCCCAUCUGUAACGAUGCUGGCUUUGGUGGGACCCAAGCUGAUCAAUGCCAGGAUGGCAACUGGCUCAUGGACAUGAGGUUUCCUCUUUGCCACAAGGCAAAUCAGCUUCACACCAUGAGUCUGGUCUAUUGCAGCCUGAACAAGAUCAACUACUUCUUCUGUGAGGCUUUCAUCCUAAUGGCCAUCUUGUGGAUCUAUCCAGCUGAGGGGAGGUCCAAGGCCUUCUCCACAUGCACCUCACACAUCACCAUGGUGACGGUCUUCUAUGGUUCUGACAUCUUUGUGCCCUUGGCCUCCAGCUAUUCUCAUGGAGUAUUUCUUCAGCUCUUUCUCCUUGUGGCAUUCCCGAGCUUGGAGAGCCUGCCUGGCAAACUGAAGAAGUGGGAACAAUGCUUCAAUGACCCUGACUAUGACGAACUGGUGGAUAUUGCCAAAAACGGAUUGGAGAAAAAGUGUAAUUCAAAGAAGGUGGUGAUUGUUGGGGCAGGAAUCAGUGGACUCACAGCUGCCAAAUUGUUGAGAGAUGCUGGUUGCAAGGUUCUGAUUCUGGAAGCCAGUGGCCGCUUGGGAGGGCGCAUCGAGACCUAUCGAGAACGAGAUUGGUACAUGGAUCUGGGACCCAUGCGUUUGCCAAAACAUCACAGGAUUGUGCGUGAAUUUAUCAAACAAUUUAGACUUAAACUGAAUACAUUCUAUAAUACUGAUGCGAAUGCCUGGUAUUUGGUUAACAAUGUCAGAGCAAGAUAUAAAGAUGUGGAAAAAAACCCUGAUAUCUUGCGGUACCCUGUGCAUCCCGCAGAGAAGGGAAAAUCUGCCACUCAACUUUAUGAGCAGACACUGGAUAAGGUGACAACAGACUGCAGUGCUCUGAAAGAGAAGUAUGAUUCCUUUUCCACCAAGGAGUAUUUGAUUAAAGAAGGAAAUUUAAGUAGAGGAGCCAUCGACAUGAUUGGUGACUUGCUGAAUGAAGAUGGUAGAUUUUACAUGUCAUUUCUUCACUCAGUCAUGACUCAAGUUAUCUUCUCCAACAACAGUUACGAUGAGAUAACAGGGGGAUUCGAUCAACUUUCUAAUGCUUUCUACCAGUAUAUUCAUGGGAGUAUUCAGUUUCACUCUCCAGUAGUGAAGAUACUAACCAAGGGUGACCAAGUGAGAGUGUUUUACCGUAGGGCAAACACAUUGGUCCCCUUAUCUGUAACGGCCGACUAUGUUCUUGUCACAACCACGGCAAAAGCUGCACGGCUCAUUAAAUUUUCUCCACCUCUUUCUCCUCUCAAGACCCAUGCCCUGCGCUCCAUUCACUACUCAAAGGACGUUAAGAUUGCUUUGGCCUGUACUAAAAAGUUUUGGGAGAAGGAUGGAAUCCAUGGCGGGAGAUCAAUCACUGAUCGCCCAUCCAGAUUCAUCUACUACCCCAGCCACAAUUUCCCCAGUGGCCUGGGCGUGAUCCUGGCUUCCUACACUUGGGGCGAUGAUGCUGAAAUCUUUAUUUCCCUUAGUGAUGAAAAGUGUGUUGAUGUGGUGCUGGAGGACCUGGCAGAAAUCCACCAGGUGCCCAAAGAUUAUAUCCGGAGUGUCUGCAAUAAAUAUGUGAUCAAGAAAUGGGGCCUGGACAGAUAUUCCAUGGGCUCAUAUGUUUCCUUCACCCAGUACCAAUAUGUCGACUACUCCAAGGCUCUGUUUCAGAAUGAAGGAAGAAUCCAUUUUUCAGGAGAACUCACAGCCCAGCCUCAUGCCUGGAUCGACACCGCUAUGAAAUCUGCUUUGAGAGCAGCCAGGAACAUCCAUGCUGUUAUUAACGCCUCACCGGGGCAGCAACAUGAGCUGAAGGAAAAUGAACUUUAAUCGAUUCAAUAACUGUAAUAGUGAGGGUGUUUGGGGAAGGGACAAAUGAACCAGCUAGCACUUGGGGAAUUAGAAAUUGCACCACUAAUCAACAUGCACUACUCGAUUGUUACUUGAGGUUCAGCCCUGAAGGGGUGGUGCAUAAAUUGCCUGCACCAGCAUUAGACUAUUACUCACAGUGCUGAGCUGUCUCAGUCACUCUGCUUAGCUCCCAGAGGGUGAAGCCGAGGUUGUGCCCAGUCCCUGCCCAGUCCCCUUGCACCCACAUGCUCUAGGAAGAUGAUAAGUGAGCAAGUAGCUUCACUUAGUCCUAGGUCUGGGUGUCCCAUGCAGGAGUGUGAAGGGGCUUCUGACUCCCCCUGACUUAAUCAGUCACAUAAUCUUAACCACAGCCUACAUAGCAUGGAAACUGUGGUUGUUCUGCCUCCCUCCUCUGGAGCCAGCCACAAGUCCAGCCCUUGCUGAUCCCAUCAGCCACCUCAGCACUCCCCAAAGGAAUAGCUGCACAGAACAGCAUAUGUCCUGGUCUCCAAACCAGUGGCAAAGUCUCUGCACUCCCUUGGAGAUCCUUGCAGAAAAAAAAUGUUUCUUGCAUCGCACCCCAUUCAGAUCUCUGCCUCACUGACCCAAUCUGUCCAUUGGUGAAAAGGGGUGUGAUUAUGGUCCUGGUCUUUCCAUGAUCUACCUGUGUGGAAGACAGUGUGAUGUAUAUAGAUGUCAACUAUCUCUUGAAAAUAUUGUUAAUAACUACAUGCCCUUGUGGUUUGCAAGGUUAAAAUCUGAAUACAUUCUUCUCUCAGUACCACAGCAAAAAUUUGCACCAUCCCAUUUUACCCCAAAAUCAUGCUUAGCCACUUCUAACUCUAGCUAAAAAAUUAAAACAACAGGUGAACACCACUUCACACCCCAGGGUAUGAAACAUAUUGUCUAAGGAAUCCCAGAAAAAUUGAAAUUGGUACUGAAUCAUUCUCCAUUCCACCCCCAAAGAUUA